AUGGAUAACUACACUGUGGUUGCUUCAGCUAUAAUUUCGGUGCCCUUACGUGUCAACCGUGAAUGGAUUCUAAACGCAAAGGAAAGGGAGGAAAGGCAACAGAAAAUCGAGAAGAACCGCACAAAACUUCGGGAACGGGAGGUUAAGAAAUCGAUUCAAUUGUACCAAAAGUGGGAUCAAUCACUAGAAAUCUCAUCCACGUCCACAAACUCAGGACCAAACACUUGUGACACCAUUAGUUAUAAAAAAGACAAUUGCAUUGAUGUAGACAGAGAUAAUAUACAUGACUCAACCUACCAAUUGGCUGUGGAAUUGGAGUUUAAUAACAUACCCAGACCAAUUGAUGAUUAUUCUAGGAUAAUACUGUUAUGGAUUAUAAUACUCUUCAACGCCAACCGACCUAAUCUUAUUGACAAGAACUACAUAAAACACCAACAGCACCUAUACAUGUAUUUACUUCAACGCUAUCUACGAGUGAAGUAUAGUCCUCCGUGUGAAGCAAAUGUGAAAUUCUUGAGAAUUUUAAACAUUUUGUAUGACAUGAAAACGAUGCGUGAAUUACAUAUUGAAAACAUUCGCAAAGUUGACGCCAGAAUGUGUUCACCACUUAUGCGAGAGAUUCUCGCUACCCGCAUGUCACAAAAGGAUUACGAUCUAAAAUACCCAGAGAUCGUACAUCCAUUCAAGAUUAAGAUUCUGAAGUCAAAUCUAAGAUAG
Molecule: messenger RNA, 717 nt
Organism: Oppiella nova
Lineage: Eukaryota; Metazoa; Arthropoda; Arachnida; Sarcoptiformes; Oppiidae
Source: the annotation of a GenBank genome assembly